This is a messenger RNA of Sardina pilchardus (European sardine), 2877 nucleotides long. RefSeq names its product chondroitin sulfate proteoglycan 5b (gene cspg5b). Gene Ontology annotation, biological process: cell projection morphogenesis; nervous system development. Lineage: Eukaryota; Metazoa; Chordata; Actinopteri; Clupeiformes; Clupeidae. The record is from RefSeq and is a predicted model, not a curated record. The transcript has 7 exons. Gene Ontology annotation, cellular component: synapse. Bases 19 to 1785 code for a protein of 588 amino acids.
ACUCUGGUGAAUGAAAGUAUGGGCUUCGACAGGACUCGCGGGAGCGCGUUUUGCUGGAGUACCGCACUUCUGUCCAGUUUUCUCGCCCUGCACGCGAUUUCGUCCAGUGCGCUAGGGACGUCCCUGCCAAGUCGCCGUGUGCUGCCCGAUGCCCUUGCGGACUCCUCUGCUAGCUGGUCCUCUGGAGAUGUCGCGGAGGAGUCGUCCAGCUCGUCCUACCCCCCUCCUGAGGCCCUGUCUCGGCCCAAGAGAGAGCUGCCUGAGGCGGGCAGGCCAGGCAGGCCGCUCGCCAUCGCCUCCCGGAGGCCGCGCUCGCACACGCACCAGCACCUGUGGGAGCAGCUGCAGGGCGUAGGGGCGGGUCUCCCCACCCUGGCGGCCAGCCGAGCCAAUCAGCGCGCUCCGCUGGACUUCGCCGAGGACGAGGACGGCCUCGGGGAGGACGUGUGGUCUUACGACCAGCCAAUCAAAGCCGACGGGUCGCUCCCGGACCCGCCUCCGCCGGUCCCUCCGCCGCACUCGCACCCUCGUCGCCACGGCCGCGGCCAAUCAGAGGACGGCGUGAUCCGCGUGGAGUUCUACGACCCCCCGUCCACCGGGGUCGUGGUGGGUCCGGAGGUGGAAGGGGAGGCCCUGGAGCUGCAGGGCGGAGACCCCACAUCCUGGACGCUCUCGGACUUCUACGACUACCUGUCGCCCGACUACUCCACCACCGAGUACCCGGACGACGACGACGGCCCCACCGUGGCCGACAUGGAGGACGAGAACCUCCUGAGCACCACGGCCGUGUCCAACCGCUGGGCGCAGCUGCCCGGCGGGGUCGUCGCCAGCGGCGACGGGGUCGGCCCGGGGUCGGCCGACUCGUCCAGCGGCUGCGUCUUCGGUUACGUGCGUAGGAACGGCACGUGCCAGUCGCCGUGCGCGCUGUUCGCCGACUACUGCUUCAACGGAGGCCAGUGCUACGAGGUGGAGGGGGUUGGAGCUUUCUGCAGGUGUAAUGUGCAGGAGUAUGUGUGGAAUAAAGGGACGCGCUGUGAGGCCAUCAUCACCGACUUCCAGGUGCUGUGUCUGUUGGUGGGCGGAGCUUCGCUCACGGUGCUCCUCCUCUUCAUGAUCGUCGUGUUCUUCGCCAAACGCCUCCACGCGCUCAGGCAGGAGAACACACGCCUCCGCCGCCGCAGUAAAUACCGGCCCCAGUCGGAGCAUCAUGAUAACUUCUCGGUGUCGACCAUCGCUGAGGGCUCGCAGGCAAACAAGACAAUGAACAGGUACACCUGGGAGUGUAAAACCAGAGACGAGACAUACUGUUCUGAGGAGGAUCCUGCUAAGGAAGAGGGCCCACUGAAGACCCCAUCGCUCCCGGAGCCGUCGGAGGUGAAGUCGUCUCCGUCGAAGGAGGAUGAGCCACUGACAAUCCAGAACAACGUCACCCCUACCCACGAGAACAGCAAGCCCCUCUCCCUCUCUGACGACAAGGACCAGGCCGCCGAGGAUGGUGUGACUAUUGACCUGGAGCUCCUGCUUCCCAAGGAGGCGAAGAUGCUCCCCUCGUCCAGCUCCCCGCUGCAGUAUAACGUCUUCCUCUACAAACUCCCCAAGUCGCCCAUCCUCCGACGCCCCAGGGGGCGCUCUAGGGGCAAAGAGGGGGGUACCAGGUCCCAGCUCACCCCGCAACGGAGCCCCGAGCCUGGCUACAGCCCUGUCAGUACCCGCUCUCUGCCCUCGCUGGAGCCACUGAUGUCCAAACCGCCCCACCCGCGGCUGGGAAAAGCCUGCACACCCUGACCGGACCAGAACUGAACCGACCGGACUGAGACCAGACCGAGACCUCAGCUGAGACCUUCAACUCAACACGUGUAGCACGCUGAUGAGGCCAGUAUGUGUGUGUGGGAGGAAGAACAGUAUUAAAGGUGUGUGUGUGUGUGUGUGUACUGUAUGUUUGUGUGUGUCUAUGUUUCUGUGUGUGUGUGUGUGUGUGUGUGUGUGUGUGUGUGUGACCUUGUGUGUGACCUCAGCUGAACCACUCACCUUUUGUUCUUUGUGUGUGUGUGUGUGUGUGUGUGUGUGUGUGUGUGUGUGUGUGUGUGUGUGUAUGUGAGUAUAUGUGUGAGAGAGUGUAUGUGAGGGUCACUUCAGUUCAACCACCUGCUGGCUCUCCAUCCUGCACAGAAAUGAACUGACUACAAACUGACACUCCGUUGACAUUUCACGAAAGUCCCCACGUUGGCCCCAAAUGACUGUUACUCAAACAGGGGACAAUGCUCCCUGUCAACAACUCCCACCCACCUUCCCGCGCACACACACACACACACACACACACACACACACACACACACACACACACACACACACACACACGUGUCAGAUCUCGUCCUGCUCAGGUGGUGACCUGUGCCAAAUCCGGCCCACAUUCUGUCAUCUCCAUGGUGAUUAUCUCUGAUGCUCGUCUGAUCUCCUGAGGUGGAAUAGGAGAAAGAAGAGGAGAAGAAUGUCAACUGUCCCCUGUGUGAUUGUGUGUGUGUGUGUGUGUGUGUGUGUGUGUGUGCGUGUGUGCUUGUCAUGCCUGUCAAGAUAUCCUCAGACACUCCUUUACACACACUCCACCAUUAUGAGCCAUAAUCAUAGUCUCAACAGAAGAAUAUAUAAACACACACACACACACACACACACACACACACACUGUGACAAUAUAACUACAUUUCUGUACAUAGUAACUCUUAACUGACAGACUUCAGACUGGACAGUGACAUUUACAACAGUUUCAGGGUAAUGCACACUAAUUUCGGUACACUAACCAAUAACAAGGUGCUUUUUUCAUGUUGUAAUAUGGAAUAUUUGAUUAAUCCCUCUUUUGUUUUUCAAAAUAAAAUGUAUGUA